AUGGCGCUAACCGCGACUUUAUUUAAAUUAUUCAAAGGUUAUAGUUUUAGAACAACGGAAAUAUCAUCACGAUUUUGUAGUACCUUACAACAUGCAAACAAUACUAACAGUAUACUGGCGGAUAAAGGCAAAACCAAAGUGGAAGCAUUAAGUCCUGCUGUUGAAGAUUUGUCUACCAUAACACCCUACUUUUCGAAUACUUUUAAUUUGGCAGCCUAUAUUAAUCAAUCUAAGACACUGAAAAAUUUAGUUGACUUAAAUGUUAAUAUUAGUAAAAUCGAAAAGAAACCAUAUAUUGUUGAACGAUUUUUAAAAUUAGAUUUCGAAAAGGAUAUGAAGAACCAUAUAAUAUUUCUCAAUAACUAUAUUGAUAUGGAAGACAUGGGAAAUUUCUUAACCAAAAAUCCAAUGAUACUUUGUGAACCAUUGGAAGAUCUUCAAGUAAGAGUUAAUUAUUUGCACUCAAAAGAUUUUGAGGAAAAUCAAAUUCAAAGGAUAGUUAUGAACAAUCCAUUCUGGUUGAUGUUUAAUAGCUCAGAAUAUGAAGUCAUAAUAUGGUGUCUUUAUACUUUGUAA
Molecule: messenger RNA, 576 nt
Organism: Spodoptera exigua (beet armyworm)
Lineage: Eukaryota; Metazoa; Arthropoda; Insecta; Lepidoptera; Noctuidae
Source: the annotation of a GenBank genome assembly